GGUUCAGGCUGCUGGAGUGGUGGGCCCAGGCCUCUGCUGGGGGUGGGGGGGUGGCUGGCCCAUCUGCCCUUUCCCAAUUGAGGCAUCUUUAAGCUCCCUUGCGGGCAGGACCAUGUGGGUUUCAUUUUUGUGCUCCUCAUCUCCCCCAUGGCCAAAUAGAACUUCCCAGGCCUUUGAAAACUCUCAGGAAAUAGGCUUCCCAACCCCAGGUGUUGAUUAGGGGCCAAGGUGGGGGAGGGAGAAGAAGCAGAGGGAAAAUUGUAGCAUCCCGGGACCUUUACAGUUUUCAGGCUGUUGCCAUCAUGUAUGCAUUCAGUAGACAUGUAUGGAGCGCCUACUAAGUACCAGGCAGUGUGAUGAGUGUUGGGUGCAUGGGGUGAACAAAAAUGUGACCCCAGCCUUGAAGGAACACCGCUGGGGAGACUGCAGUCCAGGGCCCUGACAAGUUGCUUUUGUCUCAUUUGGUCUCAGAACAGGCUUUUGUUGGGAGCUGGGGUGGUAUCACAACCCUAACCCUCACCCCAAGGUUUAGAGAGGUUGUGUGUAGCUUACUCAGGGUCAUACUCUGAGGCAGUGGCGAAGCAGGGGGAGGAGUUAGGGACCCAGUUGAGGGGAGGAGGAAGCAGCCUGGCCAGAGGUGGAAAAUGGAGCUGAAGUGCAUACACAGCCCCCUCCGCCUCCCAGCUCACCCGACCCUGGGCCUUGGGACAGUUUGCAAGCGACCCCCUCCUAUCUUGGCCCAGGGUUCACGGCACCUUGGACUCUGCCUGCAGAGAUUUUGAUUCACUUUCCAAGGACAAUGUCUUCGAGAAUAACCGUUUGGCCUUUGAAGUGGCCGAGAAGGAGCUGGGCAUCCCUGCCCUCCUGGAUCCCAAUGACAUGGUCUCCAUGAGUGUCCCCGAUUGCCUCAGCAUCAUGACCUACGUGUCCCAGUAUUACAACCACUUCGCUGGCUCCGGCCCAGCAGCCGGUGUCUCAGCACCCAGAAAGGGCCUGGUGCUGUCCUCCCCGCCGUCUGAAGCAUCUACUCCCGCGGACCCGGGAGACAGGGCUCAGGGUGAGGAGUGCUCCCCGGGCAGCCUGUCGAAGCAGGGCUCCCACCGGACCCCCAGCAGCACGUGCGCCGCCUGCCAGCAGCACGUGCAUCUGGUGCAGCGUUACCUGGCCGACGGCAAGCUGUACCACCGGCACUGCUUCCGGUGUCGGCGGUGUUCCAGCACCCUGCUCCCAGGAGCUUACAGGAAUGGGCCAGAGGAGGGCACCUUCGUGUGUGCAGAGCACUGUGCCAGACUGGGCCCCAGUGGGCGGUCAGGGGCCAGGCCUGGAACCCUGCCACAGCCAAAGCAGCAGCAACUUACAGAAGAAGCCAAGGAGGUUGAGGGCGGCAGCCCCAGCCCUAAGGCGACUGCAGGGGCCGAGGCGGACGUGACCAAGGCCAGCCCCGAGGGCCGACCCCAGGUCCCCACCAAGCCCCGGGUUCCCGGCAGACCACAGGAGCUGGCCAGCCCCCCCGCCAGCCGCCCCACACCUGCCCCCAGGAAGGCCUCCGAGAGCACAGCCCUGACGCCCCCCACGCCCCGGCCCCGCUCCAGUCUGCAGCAGGAGAACUUGGUGGAGCAGGGAGGCGGCAGCGGCCUGGUGAACGGACUCCAGCCCCCAGGAAAGACCCGCCGUGGAUCACACUGGUGCAGGCAGAGCCAAAGAAGAAGCCAGCCCCCCUGCCCCCGAGCAGCAGCCCUGGGCCGCCGCUGGGCCAGGAAGGCAGGCAGGUGGAGAACGGGGGUGUGGACGAAGCAGCCCCACGGGGCCCGGAGCCCAAGCCCUACAACCCCUUUGAGGAAGAGGAGGAAGAGCCCCCUGCUGCACCCAGCCCGGCCCCCGGCCCUGCCCCGACCCCCCCGGAGUCCACACCCAAGUCGCUGCACCCCUGGUAUGGCAUCACCCCCACGAGCAGCCCCAAGACGAAGAAGCGCCCUGCCCCGCGAGCACCCAGCACGUCCCCCCUUGGCUCCUGCCUGCCUGCCUGGAUGUGGAGGACUUGGGUUUCCUGGGCCACCUCUCACUUCACCGUCGAGAGCGAAGUGUCAGGCGAGGCCAGAGGGCCUGUCUCUGGCCCCUCGCUCGGCGCCCAUUUGCGGUUUGGUUUGUGCAGCUCUCCACGCCUCCCGCCUGUCCCGCUCGGAGCCGCCCUCGGCUACCCCGUCGCCAGCCCUCAGCGUGGAGAGCCUGUCGUCCGAGAGCUCCAGCCAGCCCCCCAGUGAGGAGCUCCUGGAACCGCCCGUCGUGCCCAAGAGCUCCUCAGAGCCUGCUGUCCAUGCCCCUGGCACCCCUGGGACCUCUGCCAGCCUCUCUGCCAACUCUUCCCUGUCCUCUUCCGGGGAGCUGGUGCAGCCCAGCAUGGACCAGACGCCUCAAGCCAGCCCUGGGCUUGCCCCCAAUACCAGGGGCAGCCCGGGUCACCCGCCAGCCAAGCCCUGCAGUGGCACUGCCCCCACCCUCCUCGUGCUGGCUGGAGACAAGAGCCCUGCGCCUUCCCCUGGAACCUCAUCCCCCCUCGUGCUGGCUGGAGACAAGAGCCCUGCGCCUUCCCCUGGAACCUCAUCCCCCCUCGUGCUGGCUGGAGACAAGAGCCCUGCGCCUUCCCCUGGAACCUCAUCCCCCCUCGUGCUGGCUGGAGACAAGAGCCCUGCGCCUUCCCCUGGAACCUCAUCCCCGCAGCUGCAGGUGAAGUCUUCUUGCAAGGAGAAUCCUUUUAACCGGAAGCCAUCACCUACAGCAUCCCCAGGUGUAAAGAAGGCCACCAAGGGCUCAAAGCCAGCGAGACCACCUGCCCCAGGACAUGGCUUCCCACUCAUCAAACGCAAGGUCCAGUCCGACCAGUACAUCCCUGAGGAGGAUAUCCAUGGAGAGAUAGACACCAUCGAGCGCCAGCUGGAUGCCCUGGAACACCGUGGGGUCCUGCUGGAGGAGAAGCUGCGUGGCGGAGUGAACGAGGGCCGUGAAGACGACAUGCUGGUGGACUGGUUCAAGCUCAUCCACGAGAAGCACCUGCUGGUUCGGCGGGAGUCCGAGCUCAUCUACGUCUUCAAGCAGCAGAACCUGGAGCAGCGGCAGGCCGACGUGGAGUACGAGCUCCGGUGCCUUCUCAACAAGCCAGAAAAGGACUGGACAGAGGAGGACCGGGGCCGAGAGAAGGUGCUGAUGCAAGAGCUCGUGACCCUCAUCGAGCAGCGCAACGCCAUCGUCAACUGCCUGGAUGAGGACCGGCGAAGGGAGGAAGAGGAAGAUAAGAUGUUGGAAGCCAUGAUCAAGAAGAAAGAGUUCCAGAAGGAGGCUGAGCCCGAGGGCAAGAAGAAGGGCAAGUUCAAGACCAUGAAGGUGCUGAAGCUGCUAGGAAACAAGCGUGAUACCAAGAGCAAGUGCCCCGGAGACAGGAGCUAACGGCGCGGGCUGCCAGCCGGGGACACCACCCACCACUGGCUGCACUCUGCGGGGCGGGGGUGGGGCUUCUGUGUCCCUUCAGGAUCAGUUGAGAGGAAAGAUGACUUAGGGGAGGGAGCCUCUGGAUGAUGGCCUCUCCUUCCUCAGGGUCCUCUGGCUGGUCUGGGCCAAAGAGUUUUUUCUUCCCUCUCCUCUGAGCCCCUUGCCUGGCUCCCCUGACUCCAGAUGCUGUGACUGACCCCAGGAGUGAGCAGGGUCUCAUCCCACGAGCCCCUGCCCUUGGUCCCGCUUCACUCCUGUACCGCAUGCAGAGGGGAGUGGAGGGUCUGUCUGCCCAUGGGCGUCUGCCCGUGGCGGACCCUCUGGCCUGGGUCUCCUGCCCUUUGGGCAGGUCAGCAAGCCAGGUUCGACCACACUGGCCCCUUCCCGCUCCCCUCCGUCCUGGGUCUGAGUCCCUGUCGUCCUGUCAGGGCAGGCGGCCUUGCCUCUCUUUCUCCGCGCUCAGGAGCUCUAUUUAUGAAGUCUCUUAAUUAAAGUUGGAGGUAGUUACUGUGUCCUCAAGACCCGAAGGGGCCUGAUGGACAGACCCCUCCCUUUGUUCCUCAAAGUCUUAGGAGGUGUGUCCCUCACCUCCCCUCUUUCCGCAGGAAGUGUCCCUGCCCGAGACAGGGUGCUGGGGUGGGUGGGGUGCCUGAGAGCUGAGCCCCCCGAGGGAGGGCCUCGGGGGAGGUGGGCGGGCCCCAGGCCAGCAGCAGGCGGGCGCAUGCCUGUAGGUGCUAACCCUGGCCCUUCACCCCACACCGUGGCCCCCGGCCCCUCCUGUAGGCUCUCCCCGCCACCCCAGGGCUGGGGUGCGGCGGACCCACCCCUGGGUGGUCAGCGCCAGCCUGUCUCCUCACAUGCGCCUGUUGUCUGUUCCCUCCCGACUUUGUUGCCUCCGAAGGACUGAUGGCCGCUCACCCCGAGACGGCUGUGGGAGAGGAGGAGCCGAUGGGGACCAGCACCUUCGCCCCAGGGCACGUGCCCAGCAGCUCUUGGGGCAAAGCACUGUUGCUAUAAGCUAUUUCCGGGGUGCCUUUAGGGCCCUUCCCUCAGCACGCCUCUGGGGAAAGAUCACACUGUAUUAACUUGAGAGGGUUUUCCUCACCGACAAUAAACAGAGACCACCUCAGCUGCCAGUGCCUUGCAGCCCUGGGCCGCCCUCCCCUUGCCAGGCCUACCUUCUUCCCUGCCUCCGCCGUGCCUCUUGGCUGGCAUCUCCGCUGACCCGGGAGGGCGUGGAGGGGCUGUCCACUGCCGGGGGCCCUGGCCCCUCUCUCCCUGCCCCUGGGCAGGACGCCUUCCUCUGCAGGGACCAGUGCCGCCUCCGACCGUCUCCUUCCUGACGGGCCUGUUGACUGCCGCUGGAGUCACCAGCUCCAGUGCCUUUCGGGGGCCAGGCAGGUGACACACGUGAACCCAGGCUGGAUGCGUCCUGCGGGGCAGCCCCGUCAGGCUGCCUUGGUGUCAGGACACCUGGGUGGUGGGGACUGGGGUGAACUGGGUGGUGCAACCAGAGGGGGAGGUUGUCCCUCACCCAAGUCAACUGUAGCCUGUGGGAUAUGGGCCCAGUGGGGCCAGAUCUUUGCAUUUUUCAAAAGAAACUGGAAAUCCA
Messenger RNA from Bubalus bubalis (water buffalo), 5095 nucleotides. It is a transcript of the gene MICALL1, whose product is annotated as MICAL like 1. The coding region runs from base 880 to 3441 and encodes 853 amino acids. The transcript is spliced from 15 exons. Gene Ontology annotation, molecular function: protein binding. Lineage: Eukaryota; Metazoa; Chordata; Mammalia; Artiodactyla; Bovidae. The record is from RefSeq and is a predicted model, not a curated record.